AUGAACAACAAUAUAGGACAAGAAAAUAUUAUACUUUAAUUUUAUUCAUAUUCUAAAAAUCAAUAAAGUUAAAAGAAAAUACAAUUUUAGAUAAUAAAGCAUCUUGGACAAGGAGCAGAAGGAUGUGUGAUUCUUGCUAAGCCAUUAUAGGAAUUUUAUAAUUAAGAACAAGUUGCAAUAAAAAUACAUUAAGGUAUGAAUAAGGAAACAUUCGAAUUUUACGAAAAGCUAUUCGAACAAUAAUAAUAGAUAGAAUUAAAAAAUUCUACUGAAAAAUCUCAAAUUAUCAAAAUUUAUGAAAUAGGAACAAUUAAUGAUAAAUUUACUACUAUAAUGGAAGUUGGAGAUUUAGAUCUUUAUACUUAUUAUAGGAAAAAUUAAUAACAUUUAGAUCUUUAAAAACAAUAAAAUAUAUGCCUUAAGGUAAUCCUUUUUAUUACUUUUUAGUUAGCUUAUGCUAUUAAACAAUUUCAUGAAUUGAAGUAUAUACAUAGAGACAUUAAACCAGAGAAUUUUAUUGUAGUAAAAAAUGAAUUUAAAUUAAUUGAUUUUGGACUUGUAAAAUCAACAGAUUCAUUAUUCAACAAUACUAUGAUGGUUGGAUCAAGAAUAUUUUAAGCUCCUGAACUUCUAAUAGGAGAUGGGAAUUACACAUCUGCAGUUGAUAUUUGGGCAUUAGGAUGUACAUUUUAUGAGAUUUUAACAUUCAAUCAAUUUAUCAAAGGUACUUUUCAUUGUCUAAUAUAGCGAAUAACUAAUUCGAGGCUUAAAAAAUAAUAACAAAUCAUAUAACCAAUUAGUAUUAAAUUAAUUAAGUAAUUAAAUAAUCAAAACUUACAGAUUAAUGGAAGAAUUUAAUGAUAGAAAUGUUUAAUCCUAAUCAGCAGGGAAGAAUUAGUUCUUUUUAAUUAGUAGAGAAAAUUGAAUAAAUAAUAAACCAAAAUAAUGGAAAGCCUAGUAAUUUCUAAUUAAAAAAUCAAGUUGAUGAUAAUAAUAAUUCUCAAGGUAACAAAGCAAGUUUUGUGGCUUCUCCAAAUAAUAUGAAUUUUCUAAAUAAUAAUUAAUAAUUGUAAAACAAUUUAUAGAUUGGUGGUCAAUAAAAACUACAAAACUUUAGUUAAAAUUAAGUUAAUUAAAAAAAAAAUAUUUUAAGUUCAACUCCCAAUCAAGCAAAUUAACAAUAAAAUUUUUAAUAAAAUAAUUAAUAAAAUGGAAUUAAUGGAGAUACAAACUUGCAAAAAUUUAAAACAUUUUCUAAUUAAGCGCCUUAAUAAUCUCCAAGUUAAUUUUCAAAUUUGAAUAUUAAUAAAUAGAAAGAUGAUAAAAUUUAAGAAUAGGAGAGAUAAAUUUAAGAAUUAGAAUAGGAAAAUAAGUUUUAUAAAGAUCAAAAUUAAAAGUUAAAUGAUGAUAAUAAAAUUUAGGAAGAAAAAAUUUAAAAUUUAGAUUUAGUUAAUUAAAAUUAGUAAGAAACAAUUUCGAAGUUAGAUUUAGAAAAUAAAAGUUAGAAAGAAAAAAAUUUACUGUUAGAUAAAGAUAAUAAAAGUUAGAAAGAAACAAUUGAAGAACUUAUGAGCAACUUAGAAAUAACAAUAAAGGAAAUGGAAAAUUUGAAAAAAAAAAAUUUAACCUUAAACAAUUAAAAUUGUACGAUGAGAAUGUUGUUAAAAAAAUAUUAGGACUAUUUUAAAUCCUUUACUGAAGAAUCGGAUGAAUAUUUUAAAAAGGAGCAAUAAUAGUGA
This is a messenger RNA of Paramecium sonneborni, 1739 nucleotides long. The record is from the annotation of a GenBank genome assembly. NCBI's taxonomy places the organism in Eukaryota, Ciliophora, Oligohymenophorea, Peniculida, Parameciidae.